AUGUGGCGGUUCUCUGGCUGUGUGAAGCGUCCCGUGGCGUCUGCGGUGGACAUUUGCGGUAGACGUAGUGGUGGUGCUGCUGCUGCCUUUGCUGUGGUUGGAGCGAUGCGGUGGCAGUCGCAGAGCUCCCGUGGCCAGCCCGGGUUUCAUUGGCAGGAGGGCGUGGUUGAUCCGCGCUACUCGUCAGAGGGUAACAUGCGGAAGUUCAACCCAGACACAGUGGCCCACUACGUUAAGGCAACGAUUCAAAACGACCGUCGGGAGAUGGGCCUGGGCGAGGUGUACGACUGGCAUGAGUUUGCGAAGGACGCGGUGUACAUCCCGACGCGAUCGGGACCGCUGUGGGUGGGCAGUGAUGACCCGCGCUGCGCCAAGUUCAUGCGCAGGCGGGAGAAGAUGAAGAAGUCCCCACAACAGAAGGCAAGACCGAAGCCAGGGCCAGACACCGCCAAGCAGCUGGAAGAUCACCCGCUGCGUGAGUUCUUCACCACGGCGAGCAAUUUACGCGAUCCACUUAGCACCGCGAACAACCUGCACCGUGCGGGGCUCAUUCGCGAGUAUGAUAUUAAGCAUACAGCAGCGAAGAUACGCUAUGUCCCGCGCCCGCCGAUUGUGUCAAUCAUGGGUCAUGUCGAUCACGGGAAGACAACACUUCUGGAUUAUUUGCGAAAAACCAACGUUGCCUCUGAGGAGGCCGGCGGCAUCACACAGAAUGUAGGUGCGUUCCAAGUGAAGACGCCCGAUGGUCACUUUGUGACAUUCAUCGACACACCUGGACAUGCGGCGUUUACGGCGAUGCGAGAGGUGGGAGUGGCGGCUAAUGAUCUCAUCAUCCUUGUCGUUUCGGCUGUUGAUGGGGUGCAGCCGCAGACGAAGGAGGUACUUGAGCUCGCACACAAUGCCGGCAUUCCGCUCGUGAUAGCGUGUACAAAGAUUGACCGACAACCAAAGGUUGAUGCCAUUAAACAACAGCUGCGUGAUGGCGGUGUUGAGCUGGAGGAGGAUGGUGGUGACACACAGCUUGUGAAGGUGUGCGCGCGCGAUGGAACAGGCAUUCCAGACCUCCUUGAGGCUGUCGCACUACAGGCGGAGUUGUGCGAAAUCAGCACCCCAGAGCCCUCAAGGUGUGAAGUUACUGUUAUCGAGGCGCGUGGCGCCAGCUCAACUAAUGAAGUGGCAGGCAUUGUGCGCUGCGGAACGCUGCGAUCGGGGCAAGUGCUCGUUGCAGGUAUGACGUACGCAGUGGUGCGUAAGCUCUUCGACGAGCACGGGCAUCCCAUGCAGGAGGCUGGGCCGUCAACACCUGUGAUUAUGCACGGCUUUCGCGUGCACCCCAAACCGGGCUCCAUACUCAUGCAAGUCAGUAGCGAGCCCCAUGCACAGAAGUACUACCUCUUUAUGAAGGAGGUUUACCAGACGGAGGGCCACCGAGAGGACUACCUGCAGCUACUGAACCAGGAGCAGCAUGGCAUGAUUUAUGCCCGCAAACCGGACAACAACCUGGUGCGCGCGUACAGCACCAAGGCCUUCGUGCUUUCAUGUAAGGCUGCAACAUUUGGUAUGCUGCAGGCUCUCAUGAAGAUGCUGUACCAACUUCCUCGGUUGGAGGGCAUUUCGACGGAGAUAAAGGUGACGGAGGUGGGGGGUCUAAAGGACUAUGAUAUUGCACUCAUUGGCAGCUCUGGACAACCGGGAUGCAUCCUGUUGUAUGGAGAGAGCAAAGACACCAAUACUUUAGAUGUCCCUAACCAUGUAAAGGUGAUACGGUUUAACGUGCUAUACCAUGGAAUAGAAGCGUUAAAGGAAACGCUGGUAGAGGCGCUUCCAAAAAAUACUCAAGUACGUAUCACUGCGGAAGCUGAGUGCCUGCAGGUAUUUCGUGCAUCACAGGCUGGUAAAAAUGGCAACGCUGGUGGAAUACGCGUAACUAAAGGUACCAUUGUGGCUUCACAUCUGACAUUCCGUGUCUUGCGGAAGGCUUCAAGGAGCAAGACCAUAGGGGGGAGCCCUAAAAACAGCGGCGGCUCUGAGGGCGAAGAGGAUCAACGCGAUGUGGUGUAUGAGGGGCAGAUUAGGGAGUUGCGCCGCUUUAAAGAAAUCGUGCCGUGUGUUGAGACAGGUUUGGAAUGUGGUGCAAUACUCCAUGAGGAGUUUCAGUUUCGCCCGGGGGAUAUUCUCCAACAGUACGAAACUUACGAGGAGCCACGUAAUGUGGCGGAGGAGUACGAGAAGGCGGAGCUUCGGGAAAAAAUAAUGCGAGAGACAGCUGCGGCACAGGCCCAAAUGGAGGAGGAGAGCAGCAGUGAUGCAGUGGGGCCAGGGAAGAGAAAUGCAUCAUGA
This is a messenger RNA of Trypanosoma grayi, 2340 nucleotides long. RefSeq names its product translation initiation factor IF-2. Gene Ontology annotation, biological process: translational initiation. Bases 1 to 2340 code for a protein of 779 amino acids. NCBI's taxonomy places the organism in Eukaryota, Euglenozoa, Kinetoplastea, Trypanosomatida, Trypanosomatidae. The transcript has a single exon. The record is from RefSeq and is a predicted model, not a curated record. Gene Ontology annotation, molecular function: GTPase activity; GTP binding; translation initiation factor activity.